CUUUUACUGGCCAAAGGAAAAAAGAACGUUGACACGCAGCGAAAAUGAGAAAGGCUCUCAUGUUGAUAGCUAGAAGAGCUUCAACAGUGGCUCAGAACUCGCCAUCUCCCGUCACUAAUAGCAAACUAUUCGUCGCAGGGCUAUCAUGGUCGGUUGACGAGAAGUCCUUAAAAGAUGCUUUCUCCUCCUUUGGGGAGGUCUCUGAAGUUAAGAUAAUCUACGACAAAGAUUCCGGUAGGUCAAGAGGCUUUGGGUUUGUCCAUUACUCCGAUGAAGAAGAAGCCAAACGCGCAAAAGAUGCUAUGGAUGGAAAGGCAUUAUUGGGCCGACCUUUACGGAUAAGCUUUGCUCUUGAAAGGGUUCGUGGUGCACCCGUUGUCGUCCCUCGCCUAUCUCACAUGGAAGAUGCUUUCAAUAGCGAUUCUUGAACUCGUUUAGUAAAUUUUCUUUCAUUUAUUUUUGGUUGAUUGUGGGAAAAUUUGAGUGUCAUGAAAUGUUUUUGGUGUUGACUAUUGAUGAUUGCUUGUUAGAAGCAAAUAUUUUGUAAAGCUUACAUCAGUAUAAUUACUAAUUGGGAUUUUAAAAAAAAGGGUCAAAAUCGAAA
Messenger RNA from Tripterygium wilfordii, 604 nucleotides. Its product is annotated as glycine-rich RNA-binding protein 4, mitochondrial. Gene Ontology annotation, molecular function: mRNA binding. NCBI's taxonomy places the organism in Eukaryota, Viridiplantae, Streptophyta, Magnoliopsida, Celastrales, Celastraceae. The record is from RefSeq and is a predicted model, not a curated record. The coding region runs from base 45 to 428 and encodes 127 amino acids. The transcript is spliced from 4 exons.